AUGAAUCCGAAAACCCACCACCAACCACAGGGCCCAGGGUCGCUCCCAAGCCCCAGACAAACCCAGUGCCAGCGAGAUACGCCCCACGCUCAUUUCGAGUCGUCAUGCAAGGCCAAAAACGUCGUGUCAGAACGUGUUAUUCUUGCUAUAUGCGUAAACAGAAAGCGAUGUGACCGCCAAUAUCCAUGCAACAAUUGUACCCGCCGUCGUCGACCUGAAGAGUGUGUCUACGAUUCUCCACAUGUGAAUAUCUCCUGUCCGUCAGUCCUUGCAGAUCAGCCGGAGACCCAACCAUUUCGACCGGUAGAGAGUGCACGGCCCAUGCGGGAAACAGCCGUGGAUGACUCCGAAGCUCACUGGUCUAGAGAGCAUUCGGCACUUGCUCGAUCAUUUGGUUAUUUUGAGGAUAGCAAUUCCAACACAUUGGCUCUGCUCCGACGGCUAGAAUUACCUGAUCAAACUGAUACAGAGCUAAAGAAUGCCUCGCCCUCUACUUGGGACACCGUUCACUGUGAGCUUGAUCCCAUGCCUGACCGCCAAAUCAUGGACUUUCUUGUACAAUCUUUUGUCCGUGAAUUGAAUUGGAUAAAGCAAGUCAUCCACGCCCCCAGCUUCUUGAUGGAUUAUCAGCUGUGGUGGGCAAAGGAUAAAAUAACGGACAUUGCCGACGUCGAGUUUGCAGCUCUAAUUGCUCGCAUUUGUUCUUAUGCGACACAAUUUCUACCGUCCCGGUCUCAUACUGUUGAUCAAAUUCUUGGUCGGUCACUAGCCGAUAUUCGUGACACCUGCAGUAGUAUUGGAAAAAAUCUUGCGACAGCGUGUGAGAUUCUUGGCUGGAAAGGCACUUUGGUCCGUGUUCAACAAAUCAUUUUUGCUGCAUUGAAAGUCUCAUGUGAAGGGAGGACUAGUCAAUUAUGGGAGGGCAUAGGUUCUGCAUGUCGAGCUGCUCAAAAGGCUGGCAUCCACACUGAUACUAUUGGUUUUGUGGGAUCUCAGUUUGCCAGAGAUAGUGCCCAGGAGUUAGAAAGAGAUAUUCAGCGGAGGACAUUCUGCAGCCUUUACGUUUUGGACAGUCAUUUGUCCAGACAGCUAGAUCGGACCCCCUUCAUACCCGAUCACUUGGUCGAGCAAACACUACCCCGGCUCCGCGUGAUGCCAGACAUUGGCAAUAUACCAACAGAAACAGCUACCAGAGCGCCAGAUAUCUUCACCGAACGUCUCCUGCAAGUUCAGCUUGGCUUGUUUUGGCGAGGGCUAGGGUUACAGCGUACCUCCGAGUUUAACCUGACCGAGAGUGAGCGGAGGUAUGAGAAGCUAAACUCUGAGUAUCUAGUCAACUUACACCCGGCCUUCGCUAUAACGCACCCAGACACCACUUUGGAUAAGGCUAUUCCAAAGUUACCCAUGCAAAGACAACUUCUAUAUAUCGCGAUCUUCGACUCAAUUUGUUGGAACUUCCGACCUCUCCUGCUGCUCAAGCCAAACCAAGUCGCAAGGUUAGCCCCCUACAAAAAGGUUCUUCUCCGGUCGCAGAAACAGAGGCUUGGUAUGGCAGCACUGAAAGUGCUCGAAGCUGUUGCAACCCUUCAUACAAUGUUUGGGGGUUCCUAUACGCGCUUUUCUACAAUUAUCUUUAACUCUUUUGAGCCUGCCAUUCUUCUGCUUAAUCUGUGUUCCAAUGCAGAUUUCCUAUUUGAUCAAGACGAUUAUCACACAGACCUUAUGGGAAUCAAGGUCAGAAUGACAUACCGAAUAGCAAUGCAGGCGGUAGAGCAGGCUGUUCAACGUCUUCAAAUGUUAGCCGACCUAAGUGACAUCGCUGCCUCUGGAGCCCGUGUGGCUACUCUGCUUUUUGCCAGAUGUGUGCAGCCCAAGCAGUCAUCUAGUCCGCUCGCUCCCACAUUGUCUAUUUCUGGUUCUUUGGGGCCAACCCAGUUCCGGCCUCCGAUAGAAAGGUAUGGCGAACAGGAAGAAUGGCCGUCUUUGGAAGCAGGGGAUCAUUAUUUGAUGCCCGAUAAUUUUUCCUCAAUGGCGCAAGAAGACUCUUUUCUAAGUCCCCAGUUCUUCAUUGGAAUUCCCCAUACUCUGGGGGGAGGCAUUCUUCUGAUGUUGUCUUCGAGCUAUAGGGAUUUA
Molecule: messenger RNA, 2133 nt
Organism: Penicillium hordei
Lineage: Eukaryota; Fungi; Ascomycota; Eurotiomycetes; Eurotiales; Aspergillaceae
Product: fungal specific transcription factor domain-containing protein
Exons: 5
Biological process (GO): DNA-templated transcription
Cellular component (GO): nucleus
Molecular function (GO): DNA binding; zinc ion binding
Source: RefSeq, a predicted model, not a curated record